This is a messenger RNA of Acanthochromis polyacanthus (spiny chromis), 1446 nucleotides long. RefSeq names its product cornifelin homolog B-like. The record is from RefSeq and is a predicted model, not a curated record. NCBI's taxonomy places the organism in Eukaryota, Metazoa, Chordata, Actinopteri, Pomacentridae. The transcript has 3 exons. The coding region runs from base 788 to 1174 and encodes 128 amino acids.
CUUUUUUAAAAACAAAAACAAACAUAAUGAUAAAGACUUUUGAUUUGAUUUUUUUUAAUUUUCUGAGUAGCAAACAUGAAUCCACACCAAUCUCCAUGAUAAUAUCUGAUAAUUUAACGCUGGUUACGUGUUGUUUUGAGUAUCUUCUAUGGGAUGCUACCAAAGUCCAUUCAAAAGUCUGCCAAUUUAAUAUCAGUUUAAUGUAGAGUAUACAGAAUAAUAUUCCAUCCAUCCAUUCUCUAUACACCACUUUAUCCUCACUAGGGUCAUGGGGGGUGCUGGAGCCUAUCCAGCUGACUCGGGGGAAGGCAGGGGACACCCUGGACAGGUCACCAGUCUGUCACAGGGCUACAUAUACAGACAAACAAUCACACUCACAUUCACACCUACGGACAAUUUAGAGUAACCAAUUAACCUCAGCAUAUUUUUGGACUGUGGGAGGAAGCCGGAGUACUCGGAGAAAACCCACGCAUGCUCAGGGAGAACAUGCAAACUCCAUGCAGAAAGAUCCCAGACCCAGGCCGGGAUUUGAAACGGGAUCUUCUUGCUGCAAGGCAAAAGUGCUAACUACUACGCCACUGUGCAGCCCACAGAAGAUUAUUGUAUUUCUAUAAGCAUCUGUUCUAACUGCACCAAACUCCAUUUGAACAUUUACAAAUUUCCCCCCUUGUAUUUUCUUUAAUGUGUGUUCUGGCUGCUGAAUAUGAAUCUGAACCAAACUACAUUCAUGUUGUCACUAAUUUAACUUCUGUCAGGCUCUAUUGAGUGAAGCAGCUUUAGAUGGAGGAUGAGCUGGCCGGUGUCAGCGCAGCCUCAGGCGAUGUUAGUUUCCUCCGAGGAGGCUGAUUGGUCGUCUGGGAUCUGUGGCUGCUGUGACGACAUGAAGCAGUGCUGCUUUGCAUUCUGGUGUUGUCCGUGCUUCGCUUGUAUAACCACCAGAGAUUUCGGUCAGUGCCUCUGUCUCCCUCUGCUGGACAUGUUCAGCUGCUGCAUCCCCCCCAUCACCAUGUCCAUGAGGGCCUCUGUACGGCAUCGCUACGGCAUCAGGGGCUCCCUGUGCAGAGACUGUGUGUGCUCCACCUGCUGUCUGCCCUGCGUUUGGUGUCAAAUGUCCACAGAAAUGAAGAAGGGGAAACUUCCCACCACGCUGAGUGACAUCAUCGGCCGCCGAUGACAUCAUCGCUCUGACAUCACUGUUCCCACUCCGUCCGUCCUAACGCAGAUCGAAUGUGACCGCUGUGGAGUAAAAAACAAUAAUCAAUAGUGUUUGUGCUGCUUGUUUACAUAAUAAUAUUGUUCAGUACUUUAUCUGUUUAUUCUCAUAUUUGUCAUAUGUGUCUUUCCUUUUUUAUUGACUUGUUUUGCACUUUUGUCUCAAUAUGUUCAUUUUCUACUUUGAAUAAUUAUUUAAUUUAUCUUACAUUUAUUAAGAACCAAGAAAACAAA